Messenger RNA from Bombus terrestris (buff-tailed bumblebee), 6354 nucleotides. RefSeq lists its product as uncharacterized. Lineage: Eukaryota; Metazoa; Arthropoda; Insecta; Hymenoptera; Apidae. Bases 1217 to 2659 code for a protein of 480 amino acids. The transcript is spliced from 6 exons. The record is from RefSeq and is a predicted model, not a curated record.
UGCUCCCGUGCGCGAAUACGGGCCGUCUCCAGGAGAAGUCGUUUGGUUCGUUGACUUGGAAAUUCUUACAAUUAGUGGCGAUAGCGAACGUGCGCUUGCAAUUUGUUUCCUUCUCGGGUCGGCGAGCGAUCCGACAAGGCGCUUAAUUUCCCAUCGACGAAGUCUUAAUCCGCGAGCUGAAAUAUUUGCUUAGUUUCGAGUAAACAAAGCGAAUCUUGUUCUCCAUCUCGGCAUGGAUGGUUCGCGUAAAUUGCGCAAACUCGGCUGGCGCGGGUUGCCGCUCGUAAAUAUUGCGCAAGUAUAGCCGACGGCUAAUCGCGAAACAAGCGCGACAAAAUUUAAACGAUAGAAAGUUAAAUGGUUUACACGUGCAUUACGAAUGUAUAUACCGAAUAAGAAUCUGUACACGUAUGUAUCUGUAUGUACCUGUAGACACGUCCGCGGUUUGUACACGUAGCAGAAGAAGCGCAACCAGUGCCACGCGCGAUAUUUUAUUUCUUUUCCCUUCGGGCCUUUUUUUCACGAUAUUUCUAACGCGAUAAAAAUUAAUUAGAAGCUGUAUCAUAAUAACAGUAAUAAAAUAAUACAAGUAAGUCGAGACAAUAGAAGGCCGCGGAGUCUGCAAUCCCAACGAAGGUCAUCGCGUCGCGUGGAAAACGUAACGCGUCCAAUCGCCGUCGGUCCGCUGUGAAAAAUUUAUUCGAAGCCUAAGGUCGCGUGAGUACGUCCGUUCCAUCGACGGAAGAGUUUCGCGUGAUUUUCGCUACGAUCGAUGUUACAUUAAAAGGGCGCGGUUGCGUGUAAUUUGAAAUGAAUUAAAAGGAAUUGCGGCGAAAUAAGAGCGAAAGAAGGUGGAACGGAGAAGAGGACAGCGCAGAGUAGGAGCCGAGAGUGCGAUGUUUCUCGUGGCGAGCAAGCGGAGAAAACAACGUGCAAAACUACUAAGGAUUGUACGCACCGCGAAAAGAACGACGAAUCGCGGCGAUCUGUUUUGUCGAAACAAAAGCGAUCGCACUUCUGCCAAGAUAGUCUGCGUUUCUCUAAACGCUUUCUUACGAUCGUACGCGUUCUUGCGAUCCUACGUUCUUACGUCUUUAAGCGUUCGUUCUCGAGCAACAGCGAUCCAAUCGGCGAGCCCCCCGCGCCCCGGCAAACGAUACAUCGCGAUCGAUCGACGCCGCACCGUAUCGGUUUCCCAUACAGUUGCUAGCCGAGAAUGCCGCGCAAUUUGUCGGAAGCCGACAGAAAGAAGAAUCAAUUCGACAAGGAAGAACGAGUUCAUCUAUUGGCUAUAAUGAAGCAGUACGCGCCUCUGUUGGACAAGAGCGCUUCUACCUUGGCCCGUAAAAAGAUUUGGACGACCAUCGAGGACGAGUUUAAGAAGGCCGGCUUUACUCGCAAAACGUCCGCUCAAUUGAAGAAAUAUUGGCAAAACUACAAGUAUCACUGCAAGAAGGCUAUGGCGUUUGGCAAGGAAAGUAAGAAGUGCGUAGAAUCGGAGACGACCGAGUGCCUCGAGUGGAACAGAUACCAAGUUUUCGUAGAGAAUCGGUCGCCGGCUAAGUUUUCGCAAAUUCCUGACGUUGUUCGAUCGUUGGCCGAUCAUUUGCAGAGGUCGCCGACGAAAUCAGGUGGCCGGUUUCGUGAGAAAUACGAAGACAACGCAGCCACCGCUCACCAUUCCAACAACCUGGAUGAUUUUAUUGAUCUGUCGCGAGUCAAAGUGGAGCGGAACGACGACCAAGCGUCCGACGAUUCCAAGGCGGAAGGCACGAACGCGUUGGAGAAUGUCAGCCUUAAGGAGGACAUCAAUUUGGAGGAGAGAAAGGAGAUCCUUGGGAACGAGGAUCGUCUGGUAGUAUCGACAUCGUCGUCGUUGUCCUCAUCGUCGUCGUCGUCGUCGUCGUCGUCGUCGUUGCUAUCGAGUAACGCGACGGAAUGCAAAACUAUGAAUCGGAUCGUGGUGUCGAACGCGCGUAUUUCCAACAACAGCGUCACCGUGUCGGUGAUUUAUCCCGAGAACGACAACUCGUACUUUCCCACAAACGCGAUCGACGGCACGGUGCAGGCAUCUGUGUCUUCCAGGCGGACAGCGGACGCUGUGUGGGACGAACAGCAGGCGCAGCAAGGCGACUGGUUAAAUUCGAGGAAAACGCGCGCCGCGAACGACGGUGCACGCGCCAUGCCAUUCGGCUACCACCACAAUUUAGCGGAAAGUAAGAACGAUCGAACGCGUUCGAAGGAAACGAGUGCAAACAGCGAGGUAUACGGUUCGUUGGAAUGCAACGCGAACGACGAUUCAUCGCGCGAUAAGAAAAUGGAAAAAUCGUCGAAGGAAGAUGGCGACGUGAUCGCGACGGAGAGCGACGAGAACGAGGUCGGUGGUGUCCGCGCGAGAAACUCGACAGCUCGAAGGGACCAGAGCUUCGGAAAGGGCUACGUGUUCCUCACGGAUUAUCGCAGUCGAUUGAAGCACCGGUUGCUUCUGCAACAGCUCGAAGCGGAGGAGAAACGGUUGAAGAUCAAAAUCGCGGAAAUGGCCAUUCAAGAGGUGCAGCUUAGGAUAAAAGCAUUGAGCGAGGAUAUGCGACGCACGGAGGAGUUGCAUCGGUUGCGUCUGGCGCGCACAGCAGCUGGAAAUCGGCAGACGUUCGAGUAGCCGAACCCGCGCGGCAUUGCUGAAAAGACAAGAAAAGGUGGUGGGUUCACGUGUGCUUCAAAUUAUUUUUAUUAAUCACCAUCAUUAUCGUGUGUUACGAUGUCGUGGUUAUUUAGAAAAAACGCCUGGGACCAUACAAAAUAACAAUGCGCUUAGAUUUUCGUGGUAACCGAGCAACCUAGCUAUAUAUAUCGAGGUCACGAUGUUCGUCUCGGUUGCUUCCGUCGUCCAUCCGUCGUACGACCGUCCGUAUCGUCGACGAACCAGCCGUGGAUCCUCGAUCAACCACGGAACACGGAUAACGUGUUAUCGCGUAACAACAACAUUUCUUCCGAUCCGAUCGUAACUGUCUGCCCCCUUUUCUGUGUUUCUCUACUCACCGCAGUCGCGAUCAUCGCAAACCCGCCGUCGCGUUUAUUUACAAUUUACAAGCAUGUCCGUUCGUUCCCUGCCACCUCGUAACUAACGAUUUUCCUCGUAUUUAGUGAUUGUUAAUAAUUAUCACAGAAAGUUCGUAAAACAAUGACCUUGACGUAUGUCGGCGUGUACGCGUGUCUCUGCUGUGUGUUUCGUGUUCUCGUGUGAAUGUCACGUGUGCCCGUGUAUUAUGUAUCCAUCGAGAAUCGUUUCUUUUUCGCAUUCUUCCUUUCCGCCGCGUAGUUUCUUCCCUUUUCUUUCUGUCUUCCUUCCUUCCUUCCUUUCUUUCAUUCGCGUUUGCUCGCCGAACGAGAGAGUAUACCGUACGCGUUCUAGACGGAGAAGUUUGUCACGUUGCUGAGUAAGUAGAGUAGAGUAACAAUAGAUUAGCGUUUAGUAUAUAACUAGCGAUAAUAGCGAUACGAGUAUAGUGGCACGCAUUAGAAUAGCCCUUUAAACUUUGCAGCAUUUCAAAAUAUCGAGUAACGCUAUAGUAGAAUAAUUCUUUUUAAUCGUACGCGCGAAGAAAUUGAUUUUCUUCUCAUUCGAGUCAUCGAACGAGCGAGCGAGAGAAAGAAAAAGAGAGAGAGAGAGAGGAGGGGAGAGGAACCGAUCGAUAGUUCAACUCUCUCGUAUUUUAUCCUAUUUUUGCGAAUCAUCGAACGUUGGAAAAGUGAUUUUUCCUUUGGCUCGAUACAACUGGUCGGAAAAACUUGUCGUUUCCCAAACCAAGGGCAGAACGUUGUAAACCUUAUAAAGCCGUUUUGAUUGUCGCGAUAAAGUUGCCCGUCGAAUGGAAUUCGAACUCGAUAUCCUAACAGCUGGUCCGCGUCCUACGACACGAACGAACACGACCGUGUUUCCAUCGCGUUCAUCGCAAUUUUCAAUAGCCACGUGAAAUGUUCUGUUCAAGAAGCCGGAGAACUCUCCUUCUCUCUCUCUCUCUCUCUUUUUCUCUCUGCGGAUUUACUAAUUCGUAAAAUAUUUAUAAAAACGAGCUUUCGCGACGAUAAACGCGCGAAAAGUAGUAGUAGUAGUAGUAGUAGUAGUAGAUAUAUCUUACGGAGGAAUGCGAAACUUCGAAGAAGAUGUUUCAACGCGCGUUACCACGUAUUUUUACUUCCUCUUUUCCCCUCGCUUCCUUGUGCUUCUUCCUCUCACCCCCCCCCUCUCUCUCUCUUCCUCAUUUUUCUCAAGUUUCGUCGUAUCACUCGUUUCGUACCACUGGCAAGUUAAAAGGAGGAGACUGUAGCUCGACGAAGCUUCGCUACACGAACUUUACACGGAAAGCAUCUACGAGUCUCAGCUAAGCAAAAAUCCUUUUCCUAUAAGGUCUUUUGGAAAUGUAAAAAUUACUCGAUCAAGCCAAUUACCAGUGCAUGAUUCGCCGGUACACGAACAAGUCGCCGUCCUGUCGAGCCACUUCUCCGAUGCACGCGCUGUUACAGCCGCGGCUUCGACAAUGCAUUUCGAGUAACCGGCAAACAUGCGAAACGAAUUUGCCGGUUCUUAUUCUUCGCACGGUUGCUUGUACGUCGGCUAUCAACGUGGCCGGAUCUUCACGUUCUACGACUGUGUAGCACGUCGGUGGAACGGUUGAUCGGAAAAGCUUGGGAAAAGCGAAACGGAACAAACCGGAGAAUAUUUCGAGGAAUAAGAAAUUGUCGCUGAACGAAGUACACGAAUAAUACGAAGAACGAAGCGUCGGUUAAAUCGCGACAGGAUUUUCGAAUAUACGCGUCGUCGAUUUCUGUCCGAUCCGAUCGAACAGGCUAACGAUCUCCGAUAAGAAAGAUGGUUAACGUUCGGUCGACGCGAGCAACGAGGAUAUCCGGAUCAAUCAUACGGAUGAAAGAACGCAAACGUUUCGCAAUCAUCGAAUUGAUAUAGUUGAGCCGACGACACAGCACGAGUUAACUUGCCAACGAUCGAUCGGCGUAUACGUACGAUAUGAUAGCACAGAGCCGGUGGUUCCCCUGUUCGGUGCACCUCGGUGUACCUCGAUUCGAUAAAUCUCUGCUUGCGAAGAUUUAUCGCUCCUUAUAAGCUUCUGCUUGUUUUAAGGUCGAUGGAAUAACGCGAGGAUCGCCGAAGUAGCGUUGAAACUCGAAACUGUACCGAUCUGCCGGUACAGCGAGCGCUGCUGCUGUUUACAUUUAUUCGUCGGUUAAAAAAUCUCUUGUCGACAGCGCUAACAUAGUUGUUCGAUUAUUGCUACCGUUUGACAAGGUUCGACGAGUUCGUUCAACAACCUCCGUUCGUUUUCUCGCGCGUUUCCUCCGAUCGUUCGUCCAACGAUCGAACCUUUGGAACCUUCGAUCGGAGAAACUCGGCGAUCAGCUGAGAUUCGCGCUGUCAUCGAUCGAAUCGUAGUUUCGAUUAAAAAGAAAAGGUGGUCGACGAGUUGCCGAACGUAGCACGCAUACAGGUAUGUCGCGUAGUCGUCGCAUGCGCGAAUCCACAUUCUACAAUCUACCGGUUUUCGUUAUAAAUGUAAACCGUUGUUCUUGUGCAUCGCACGUGGAACCGGUACGAUGCAUUGCGUGUAAUUUCCAAGGAACAAGAGUAAACGCUAAUUCUAUCUAAUAUCGUUUAAACUUUCUUUCUCGCUACGGAUCGUAAAGUAGAUGAGAAGGUUAGCUUCUAACAAGAACAACUUUGGUAAUACGAACGACAAACGGGACGGUCCUUGCCGCUUUGAUUUACCUGUUUUCGACGUUCUCGUAGCCUGGCAGUUGCUGCACGACAACUAGAAAAAAGCCUGUCAAAUGUCACGGCUAUUGGACUUUUUGGCAAAUACCAGCUACGUACGUCGUAUACGUUGCAUCACGCACGUCUUUGAAACGCGACAGACGUUCGCAAAAUAUUUCCCAUCUUGCACGCUCGCCGCUCUCCCCAUCGACAGACGCAGCUCGUAGGUUUGCAAGGGAAGGAGCCGAUCUACGGGAGAGUUUCGAAUUUUUGGCGCAAGCGAGAAGAAGCAGGAAGAGGAGAAAACACGUUCCUUCGCAAAUCCGCGCUUCCCCUGCUAUCCUCCUGCUAUUCGUUCGCCUCCUGGUUUUAUGUCGGUUAACAGGUUUUUAAGCCAAGCAGCGUACGUAACAACGGGAGAAAAGAGCAUCGAAUUGGUGAAUAUGUCGACACACAAUUUGGCAGAGACUUCUCAUUGACCCUCGAACGUACGUCGUACGUACUUAUUCACGAGAGAGUUUCGUUGCGAAAUAUUUGUUACACUCGAACGACUAGUGUUUCCCCAUAGAAAUAUAACACGAUCGACG